AUGGCAUCGACACCAUCUCUUUUCAGCGAGCUCAGCUUUACGGCCAUUCAAGAAGCAUUCCCCUCGCCUCAUCCAGCCAUCGGAGCAGAGCAGGCCUCGCUGUUCUCGCAACCUUCGGAUCCAUCGCCUUCCUCGUCGACAGCUCGUCCAAAAGCUGUCACGCGUCCUUCGAUUGCAACUUCCGACGAGCAAGAUACUUCUGUCGAUUCGGUGGCAAGAGGACAGCGAAAGAGGAAGCGAAACUUCACCAAUGCAGAUCGCGUCGUGCACAGCGUGAUAGAGAAGCAGCGACGAGAAGCGUUUAACGAACGUCUUCAAUACCUCGCCGAUCUCAUACCGGAGUUGCAAGAGCUACCGACAUCGCAGCUGUUCAAGACGGUCGUUGUCAAUGCGUCGGCGACGUAUCAUCAACGCCAAACCAAGCAUCUCGAGACGUGUCUGCUCGAGAUCGAGGCUCUACAGCGCAGAUGUGCCAACCUUCAGCAAACUGUUUCGACACUGUCAGGAUGCAAUCCAAGCCAGCUUGCCGGGCCAAGCUUGAGCUCAGCCGAAUUCGCCCGUGUUGAGCUCGAGAUCCGCAAGGACCUAGCAUCUCUACAGCAAGCCAGCCGCGCUCGUGCAAGUUCAACAUCGACGAAUCAAUCAGCCCACACCGAGGCGUCAGAAGGACCAGCUCAAGCAACAGACAUGGUCUCAAUCGAAUCGCAGGCAAGUGAUCCAACGCAUGUCCUAGCCGAUGCAUCGCUCGCCAUAUCGGCAGGUCUAUUCGCCGCAUCACACUUUGAGACCUCGUCGACGAAUGCAGACUUCGCCCAUGUGACGACGAGCGCCGAGGAUCUGGCCGCUCUCGAACGCAUUCUUCCUGGAUUGCUGCCAGGUGCACCAUCGGCAAUGAUGCCCGCUUGCGAGACGCCACAGGUGGCGGUCGCACCCAUGCCGUUUCCAUGGGAAAGCUUCUCGCCGGGCAACUUUUUCUAUCGACAACUGCUCGAGGCUCGCGAACGCACGUAG
This is a messenger RNA of Kalmanozyma brasiliensis GHG001, 1011 nucleotides long. Its product is annotated as Myc-type, basic helix-loop-helix (bHLH) domain protein. The transcript has a single exon. Lineage: Eukaryota; Fungi; Basidiomycota; Ustilaginomycetes; Ustilaginales. The record is from RefSeq and is a predicted model, not a curated record. Gene Ontology annotation, biological process: positive regulation of transcription by RNA polymerase II. Gene Ontology annotation, cellular component: RNA polymerase II transcription regulator complex. Gene Ontology annotation, molecular function: DNA-binding transcription factor activity; protein dimerization activity. The coding region runs from base 1 to 1011 and encodes 336 amino acids.